Molecule: messenger RNA, 1035 nt
Organism: Populus nigra (black poplar)
Lineage: Eukaryota; Viridiplantae; Streptophyta; Magnoliopsida; Malpighiales; Salicaceae
Product: N-alpha-acetyltransferase MAK3-like
Exons: 4
Coding region: 74-646 (190 amino acids)
Biological process (GO): N-terminal peptidyl-methionine acetylation
Cellular component (GO): NatC complex
Molecular function (GO): protein-N-terminal amino-acid acetyltransferase activity
Source: RefSeq, a predicted model, not a curated record
AAGGAAGCUGCUACAUUUUCAAACAAGAAGUAGAACCCUUCGGUUAUAGUCGUCAAGAAACAGAAGGACAACAAUGGACGAAGUUCAAGAAAGAGAGAAAAAAGAAGAAUUCGAUGCAUCAGAGAUUGAAUACGUUAGCUAUGGUGGUGAGCAUCACCUACCAUUAAUCAUGAAUCUUGUCGAUCAAGAACUUAGUGAGCCUUACUCCAUCUUCACCUACCGUUACUUUGUUUAUCUUUGGCCACAACUUUCUUUCUUGGCGUUUCACAAAGGCAAAUGUGUAGGGACUGUUGUUUGUAAGAUGGGGGAUCAUCGGAAUUCAACUUUUAGAGGUUACAUUGCUAUGUUAGUUGUCAUCAAACCUUAUCGAGGAAGAGGCAUUGCUACUGAACUUGUUACCAGAUCUAUUCAAGUGAUGAUGGAAUCUGGAUGCGAAGAGGUAACAUUGGAAGCAGAAGUUACAAAUAAAGGAGCACUUGCACUAUAUGGCCGUCUUGGUUUUAUUAGAGCAAAACGACUCUUUCACUAUUACUUGAAUGGAGUUGAUGCCUUUCGUCUGAAGCUGCUAUUUCCCCAGCCAGAGUUAUACCCCUCUUUGCCUACGAUGGCUGAUAGAGACGAUACACACGAGCAUGAUGAUUGCUAGCCAAUGGAUGAGCUUUCCGAGCCCCGAGCUCCACAGAGGCUUGGAACAAGUGGGCUUUCUACCAUUCAUUGCACAGUCUCUACGAACUACAAGGAUGGUUUGAUAUUUGCUCUUUAGAGAGGCAGCACUGCCUCGUAAUCUACACAGGAACUCGCACAAACGUGGGUUCUUGGUCAAGUCAAUUUUGUUCACUGAAGUUGAUGUACAUGUUUUAUUGGCGUUGUCCAAUAGAAAUGUAUCAACAUACGAGGCCGAAGCGCUCAUACUGUAAUACUUGCACAUUAUAGAUGUGGCAGCUAUGACCAAAACAGCCAAUCUCUCUCUGUUCACUCUCAAAAUAUUUGAUUUAGGCAAAGAUCAAGUCUAAUAAACCAAAAAUGUUUCAGCAA